AUUGUUGUUGGAAAGAUGGCGUCCCAGUGCAGCCUCUCUACUUUAUUUCCUAUCCAAAGCCAACUGGAUUGCGACCUAGAAGAAGCUACGACGCAGCAAGAGAAAGAAAAUCUUGUCUACCAGUAUCUGAGAAAGCUAGACGAGGGGGAGGACCUGAAGAUACCAGAUUUCCAGACAGGCUUAGAAUGGCUGAACACAGAGGGGCCUCUAUCUCUGAACAAGGAGCUGGCUGGGAAAGUGGUGCUGCUGGACUUCUUUACUUACUGCUGCAUCAACUGCAUGCACAUCCUGCCUGACCUGCACCACCUGGAGAAUAAGCACUCUGUCAAAGAUGGACUGGUGAUCAUCGGUGUACACUCAGCUAAGUUCCCUAAUGAAAAGGUCCUGGACAACAUCCGCAGCGCUGUGCUCCGCUACAACAUCUGCCACCCGGUGGUGAACGACAGCGAGGCUCUCCUCUGGCAUGAGCUUGAGGUGUCCUGUUGGCCCACACUGGUGAUGCUGGGCCCACGUGGAAACCUCCUCUUCUCUCUCGUAGGUGAAGGCCACCGCGACAGGCUGAUGCUUUUUACCAGCAUCGCCCUUCGUCACUAUGGGGAGAAGGGUCUUCUGAGCACGCACACAGUGGGGAUCAAACUCUACAGGGACUCCCUGCCUCCCAGCGUCCUGUCCUUUCCUGGGAAGGUCGCCAUAGACGACAGCAGGAAGAGACUAGCCAUCGCCGACACCGGGCAUCACAGAAUACUUGUGAUGACUGUGAAUGGACAGCUUGAACACGUCAUAGGAGGGCCUGAAAGCGGAAGACAAGAUGGUGACCUGUCCAAAGCCUCCUUUAACUCCCCUCAGGGAGUUGCCAUUAAAGGAGACACCGUAUAUGUCGCUGACACAGAAAACCACCUCAUCAGAAAGAUCGACCUGAUGGAGCGAAGAGUCAGCACCCUCGCUGGAGUGGGCAGUCAGGGCACAGACAAAGAGGGCGGAGCCAUGGGACCUGAGCAGCCCAUCAGCUCUCCUUGGGAUGUGACUCUGGGCUGUGCCGGCGGUGACGAAGAUAAUGUGCUGUGGAUAGCCAUGGCAGGGACCCACCAGAUCUGGGCUUUGUUCCUAGCAGAUGGCAAGCUGCCCAAAGGAAGUGAGUCUAAGGCUGGGACAUGUGUGCGAUGGGCUGGCAGCGGUAAUGAGGAGAAUCGGAACAACUCCUACCCACACAAGGCGAGUUUUGCUCAGCCCUCAGGCCUGGCUUUGGCCCCCCAGGAGCCGUGGAGCUGUCUGUAUGUGGCCGAUAGUGAAAGCAGCACCAUCCGCACGCUGGCACUGAAGGACGGAGCCGUCAAGCUACUGGUCGGUGGAGAGAGAGACCCAAUGAAUCUUUUUGCUUUCGGGGAUGUAGACGGCAAAGGCGUGGAUGCCAAGCUGCAGCAUCCUCUCGGUGUUGCCUGGGCUCCUGAACAAAGCCUGCUCUAUGUGGCCGACUCAUACAACCACAAGAUCAAAGUGAUUGAUCCAAAGAUGAAGCAGUGUAGUACAUUAGCAGGGACUGGAGAAGCUGGAGCGACUCUGGGCCCUGAAUUUGACAAAUCCUGCUUUAAUGAACCAGGAGGACUUUGUGUAGGCGACAGCGGCAAACUUCUCUACAUGGCUGAUACCAACAAUCACCAAAUCAAAGUGCUGGACCUGGCUUCCAAGACUGUCUCACUGUUCCCUGUCUCCAUGGACUGUACAGACUCCGUACCCUCAAAGCCUCUACGUCCCACCAAAGCCCCAACGUUGCCUAAAUCAGCUCCCCGGAAAGAACUGCCAGCAGUGGCCGUUACUGCAGGCCAGACUCUCGUCAUGUCACUCACCCUGUCACUUCCUCAAGGAACCAAGCUUACUGAGGAGGCUCCCAGCUGCUGGGUGCUCUCUGCUGAGGGUAACGAGUGGCUUCUAGGAGAUCAGUUGGUCACAGGUGACAUCUUGGAUCUGUCAACGCCUCUCUCCAUCACAACAAAACUUCCAGCUGUUCUAAAAGAAUCUAUCAGCAAUCCAAGCCUGACUCUGGGUGUGUGGGUUUACUACUGUCUGGAAACAGGUAACACCUGUAUGAUGAAAGCUGCCUCCUUCACCCAGCCUCUUCAACUAAAUGCCAAACUUGGAGAUGGAGUAGUGACUGUGUCAUUGGCUCACACCUUCUAAAAACCUUUCUGAUGUUUUAUUCUCAAUAAUGACUGAAUCACUCCUGUCUGACACACUGCUUUUCAUUUCUGUUUUAGCUGACUCUAGCUCCUGUUCUGUUCAGGGACCGGUUAGAAGAGAGCACAGAUUGUUUUUGACAGUCACUUCUAACAAAAAUGCAGCUCAUUCAAAUGGGAUUUUCUGGGGAAUUUCAUUUCAAACUGCUCAACAAGCCAAAAAAAGAAAAAAAAAAAAUCAAAACAAGGAGGCACAUCCCCAGGCGUCUUCUGAAGGCUACACAGGAAAGUAAACUGCAAACAGAAAUCGGUAUCAUAUUAUAUUUAUGCAGCAAUUUUUUCAAGGAAAUGGGGUAACAUAAAAUCAGUAUGUUUAAAGUUUCCUUUUUAUAUGAACAAAAAAAUGAUCCUUGAGGAAGAUGCCUUCAUAUUUCCAAACAAUGUAAAAGGACUUAAUAAACAAAAAAUCAAUAGAUUUUCCUUGAAUUUCUGAUAUAUUUUACAUCAGAGUUUGAUAGCAGUGGCAGGACUGCACAGGAAAAUAAACAAAGAAAAACCUGGAACUUCAAUUUAGUUCUUAAACGUUUUCCCGAAAAGCUAAAUGGAAGAGUUUAAAGAGAAAGACAUUUAAGGCACACUCACAUUAAUCAAACAAACUAGACUUUGGAGGUCAAGUACUGCACAGAUUGCCUAUUAAUGAGUGUGCACUUUGAUGUUAGAAUAAAAAAUAUUCAUUAAAAAACCUGAGUGAAAUUGCUUUGAAAUAUGUUCAAAAGAGAAACUAUUUAAAUCUAUUUUUUAAGUCCCACCAGGACCUACAUACAGGAGGAGGAAUUUUCAAAAUGGGACUUUGGGAUGUUUUAGUCUUCCUUCUUGCACAGGCAUUGCUUUUGAAUGCUUACAUAGAAGUUCAGCCAGUUUCUCUAAAACAAGAUAUCUUUAUCCCAAGAGGUUUUCAGAUUGAUUUUUAAGAUAGGUAAACAAAAAUCCCAAACUUUUUUUUAAAUUCCUAAUCUGGGGGGAAAAAGGAAAGCUUUAUGUAGAGGUGAUCUAUUCACAGACUCACACUGUAUUAUCAUUAAUAAUUUACUAGCUUGAAGGUCUUCAACUGAAUAUUAACUGUGUACCUUUGGUAUAUUUCCAUGUAUAUGUGUUGUUUCUUUAGUUUAGCUUGGAUGGGGUAAUUCUAGCUUUGGUGAAUAUUUUUUACAUAAGCUUAUACCUGCUAAAGUGUUUCUCUGAUAGCCUUCAGCUCUUUACAGUCUCCACUGCCUCUAUGACUUAUUAUACUAUUGAUUUGCAUUAUUCAUGGCACAAGGAGCCCUUUUGUUUUAGACCAUAAAACACUGCUCCUAUCUAAGUAAUGGAUAAAGUGCCUGUACGCCAUAAGUGGAAGCAACCUCCUGCAAAAUGACAGUAGAAUUUUUCAGUCUGUGCACUGUGAGUGGUCUCAUAAUAAGAGACACUUAUUAAAAACCUCUUUUUCACGCAUAAAAAUAUUUCACCUCAAGGUAAAGAGAUGUUCCAGUACUGUAAUAGGUUAAAAGUGUUAGUUGUCAUUUUCCAUCAUUGGUUUUCAAAGCUAUGAGCUGUUGUCAGAAAAGGGCUUGUGAGUUGUUAGAUUAUCGUCGCUGUCAUCAUGUCUCACAUCAUUACUCUUAUUCUCAGACUGUUUUUGUUUGGUUUGGCUUGAGUGCCUUUUGAAGAGGUACAACCGUACAAAUGAUGAAAAAUCGAUGACACUUAAACUGUAUUAAAAGCAAUAACAUUUGUUUAAUGCAAGGAAUGUUUUAUUCCCACAGAUUAUUUAUUUCAAAUCAAGUGAAAACAAUUUGCUUGCAGAAUUUGCUGCCUGUGGGCAUUAUGUUUCGGAUAUUGUUCAUCAGUUUUCAUUUGAUUUUUUCUCACUGCACUGCCUUUUCUGGCAACUUGUGGUAUGAAUUAAUUUUCUCGGGGACAGUUUGUGUUAUAACUUCUUAAUGCUGCACUUUAAAAUGCAAGUAAAAAAGCUAAUAAAACAUUUGAAUGAA
Molecule: messenger RNA, 4201 nt
Organism: Cheilinus undulatus (humphead wrasse)
Lineage: Eukaryota; Metazoa; Chordata; Actinopteri; Labriformes; Labridae
Gene: nhlrc2
Product: NHL repeat containing 2
Exons: 12
Coding region: 16-2175 (719 amino acids)
Molecular function (GO): protein binding
Source: RefSeq, a predicted model, not a curated record